Molecule: messenger RNA, 1430 nt
Organism: Olea europaea var. sylvestris
Lineage: Eukaryota; Viridiplantae; Streptophyta; Magnoliopsida; Lamiales; Oleaceae
Exons: 6
Coding region: 1-1215 (404 amino acids)
Source: RefSeq, a predicted model, not a curated record
AUGAAGUUCGGGGAAGACGAAGUCUCGAAAUCUGGUGAAGGUGAAAUCGAAGCCCUCGCAUCUACAUUCUUCGAAAUCGAAGCCCUCACUUCUCGACAUUCCUCGAAAUCGAAGCCCUCACUCUUGGACUGUGAAGAUGUAGAAGAAAAUAUGGAAGACACCCAUGAUGAAUUUUUGGUGGAGAGAGAUGUUGACGAGAAUGUUGCAGACAAUGUAAUAUCAGUGGAAGAGCAAACUUUAGGAGAAGAUGGUCUGAUGGUGUCAGAUAUGGGAAUGUCAACAACUCAGCGCAGGGAGAGUAUGAAUGCCUUUUUCGAUAGGUAUGUUCAUGCGAAAAUCUCAUUGAAGCAGUUUGUGAAACAAUAUGAACGAGCACUGAGGAAUAAGGUUGAGAAGGAGUUCCAGGUUGACUUCAAGUCAUACUCACAAAUGUUGAGAUACGACGAUUUGUGUCAAGAUUUUGCGGAUGUUGCAAAUCUCAUUACCGAUGAUGAAGUGCAAUCCCAUGUAAUAAAGGAGUGGAUAAUAAAUAAAAAACAAGAGCUGCUUACGAUAAAGUCAGACAGUGGGAGUAUUAUUAUUUCACAUGUUGGUAAUCCGUUCACCUCACAGUGCAACGAAUCUAAAGACAAUGUCAGCGGGUGCGUACGCGAUCCUAUAUCAACCAAGAGGAAGGGUGCACCAAAGAAGCUUCGGAAGAAAAAUCCAUUGGAGUCCUCUUCGAAGAAAACUAAGACUUCUACCAAAGGAAAGAGGCCAACGUCGAGUCACAGUAAUGCGCCAAUGGUUGCACCCAUCGUUGAAGCAUCUCCACAACUAUUGUUAGGCGACGCCCAAAUCCAUGCUUACCCGCAACACUUGCCGGCAUCAAGUUUGGUCCGACCAACGUCAACAAAUCUUAUAUUUACUUCCUUUAGGUUUACAUGUUUCAAUCUUUCCAUUCCAUUCAACUUUUCAUUUGGUGUGUGCUUAUGUUCAUAUUCUACAAUAGGUCAUUCGGUUUCAUACUACUACCACAUUUUCCCCAACGAAGUGGCCCUGGCCAAUGAACCGUGGCUUCGAACAAGCAACUCGACAAGAAGUUGUGGUAAAGGCUCAAUGGUUUAUUUUGAGGUCUUUUGUUUCAAUCUACAUCCUACAAAAGGGACACUCCCUCACCGAUUCUCGAAAAUAAGGAAAGAAAAUGUGGUGGCUGGUUCUCUAUUUUGUUUUUAAUUUUUGAGUUUCAGUUGAAGACAUGAUUUCUUUGUCAAAUGGCUGACAUUUGGAUAGUUUAGCAUUUUUGCUGAUGGUAAUUUUUGUUUUAAUUUCUAAUUAUUGUUGAUGGUAAUUAUUGUUCAAAUACUUUAUGUUCGUUUUACCCCGGCACUUCGCAAACUAUCUUGUAUUGUAUAGGUAUUGUCAGCCAAUGGUAAUUAUUGUUCAAAUCA